AGACCACAUGACUUGGCUGUAAAAACGAAACAUGAAUGCAUAAUGAUAAUGCUGCAGAGAUUUUCUUCGCCGUUGAUUCAGACUCAUCUUCUCCAAAAAUUAAUUGCUACAAUAAGUGACCAAGUGUCUGUGAGACGUAUCCGGUUCCUGGGACGUAGGCUGGGAGUACCGGACGCUAAGCUAGACAACAUAAGGUGCCAGAAUCCAAACAAUGCACAGGAGGAAUCAUUCCAGAUUCUGAGGGAGUGGAUGAAAAGGACAGCAGGGGCGACAGUCCAUAACCUGUUCAAGGCUCUGAAGGACCAUCAGUUGAACGCAUGUCUUGACCAUGUCAAGAAUGAAUAUCUUACCCUAAGUAAAGAAAUAUUGGCCAAGUCGGAUGAUGAGUUCAGCACGUUUUGUGCUUCUCUCGAGUAUACAGAUGGUCUCACAUUAUCUGCUAUGAAGAAGAUAAAUAUGAGAUGUUACGUCUCUGAUGACAUGAGAUAUAUGGGUUUGCCCCUUACAAGGUACAACGCCAAUUCCAAAGAGCGAAUGGCCUUGUACCGCCUUGAAUGGAAUGGCAACUACGAGAUUCCGGCUUCGUACGCACGGAGGGCUGUCGUUAGUUGACCUUGUGUUUUUGAUAUGACAGAGGGUCGGCAAGUUAUCGGCGUGUUACUUCUAAUAUGUGUUGAAUUAUUACUUCUACGUUGAUCGCGUUGAAUUAUUUGAAUUAUUGACUUGUGUAAAACGUGCCACUGCUUGACAGUAUUAUUACAAACAUAUAUUUUACUGUUUUUUUUACAAAUUAUAAACAAUACAUUGCAUAUAAUUACCAUUUAGCCUACACACACUGGACAAUAGAAGUGUCACCUCUACUGAAUCAAUAUUUUGUAGGAGAUAAAAGACUGUGGAAUGA
Messenger RNA from Lingula anatina, 901 nucleotides. RefSeq lists its product as uncharacterized. The record is from RefSeq and is a predicted model, not a curated record. Lineage: Eukaryota; Metazoa; Brachiopoda; Lingulata; Lingulida; Lingulidae.